This is a messenger RNA of Cercospora beticola, 1156 nucleotides long. RefSeq lists its product as uncharacterized. NCBI's taxonomy places the organism in Eukaryota, Fungi, Ascomycota, Dothideomycetes, Mycosphaerellales, Mycosphaerellaceae. The record is from RefSeq and is a predicted model, not a curated record.
CUUGAGACCGCAUCAUUUACGGGCGAUUGUCCUUGGCACCCUGCUAUUUCGCGCACCGCGACUCGCACGCCAGCAAGGUGAGCGUGCUGACUGUCCACAUUGACUAGUCAAGCUCGUGCUGGGAUGAAGUCACCCUCGAGCUUGCUCGUACUCCCGAGCCCAAAAAUAAUUUCGGCAAGGUACCGGUGUGCUGUUCUACUAUAGAGCUUUCUAGCUAGGAUCCACUGUCUGCUAUAACGAUGGCAGAUAAAUAGUAGGAUCUGUCUGCCCUUCUUCUGAUCACUCAUCACCAGCAGCAGCAGCAUCUACACUACAGAACAACAAGAACCAGACCAAACACUUCAAAACCAACCCAAAUAGUCAAGAUGCAAUUCCCAACGCUCGCACUCCUCGGCCUCGCCGGAUCUGCUCUCGCAGCACCAGCACCACAGCAGGACGACCAAAUCCCAACUUUCGGCCAACCCUUCGGCAUCGAAGCCGAGGGCGAAGGGCUCUCAUACGCCCAAAUCCGCGCCGUCAACGGCCGCCUCAUGAUCGGAGGCGAGCAGACCGCAACCUGCGAGGGUGGCCAAAGUCAAGACUUCGCAACCUUCGCCCUGUACUCCGACAAACGCCUCUACAUGUACACCAACUCCAACCCAGUCCAAAACGUCUGGGUCGACGCCUCCGGCAUGGGCCAAGGAAUCACUGGAUACUCCUCUCCAGACAGACUCGGCAACCGCUUCUCCAUUGAGCCUUUCUACAUCUCUCAGGAAGGUGCCCUCACUUUCGACAACACUCCUGCAAAGGCUUGCCCUGCGCUUGAGAAGGAUCAGUACACCAUCUGGUUCAGCAACGCUGAGAAGCCAGCUUACCAAGAGGGCUGCAUUGAGGUCCAAUUGAAGACUUACUACGCUCCUGCUCGCAUUGCUUGCAACUACACCGAGUCCGCAUAAAUUAUUGCGAAUUAAAGACCGUUCAGAGCAUGGAAGAUUUGACUUAUUGUGAGCAUUCCUCAGAAGCAUAGCGACGGAAAAGAUAGAGCAGGAAAAUUUGUACAAAAAGCAAUGAGCAAAUGUGUAAAAUAGUCAAUGUGAAAAAUAGAUCAUGACAUGUCACUCUUUACACGUCUGAACACUAUCGUAUGGCUUUUAACGUCUCAAAGAUCGUUCGUUUC